CAUGUUUGUACACGCUCACUGAAAUACGCUGUUUCCAUUAAAGCUAGUUAAUGUAGUUUUCCAAAUUCUUCCAAUUUCAUCUACCUGAAUUAUUCUCUAUAUCAGUUUUUUUGUCAAUAGCAGCGUUAUAUCCACAGAACCACUUGACGCCAUCUUGCGUUGUACGUCCGGCAUUGUAGUACGUGUGGUGUUCAAGUUAUCACAACACUGACUAGCCUGUGAAUCUACCCAAAUUUUACAGAAUGGAUUUGGGACCUCCUUUAAACCUCUCCAAGUCAGCUAAGCCAGCACCAAGCAGUCCCACCAAAAAGACUGCAAUCUUAACUACAAAGAAAUUUUUCUGCAGAAAGCCUGUCAAGAAGAAAAUAUCUACAGAAGAGAAAGAUUCUUCAGACUUUCAUUUGGAUGACAAUGCUGCAGAUCGGGCUGAUAAUGAUGUCAGUUGUGAUGAAAGUAUUCAUGAUCAGAUAGUGUCCAAUUCUUCUAUAAGAGUUUCAUCAAGUGAGAGAGAAAGUGAUAGCAUCAACUCAAUCACUCACAUUGUGAGUAUUUUUGAUGCUGCUAAUGGCAUACCUGAGUGCCAGAAUCUUCCUCUUAUUGAAGGAACUGUUGUUGAUGCUGCAGCAUGCAAGAAAACUCCUGAUAAUGCUGACUUGCUUGAUGAGGGUGAAAUCAGCUUGGCUGCUGGAGAAGUUGAUGACAAUGAAUACAAGUGCAAGCAAUGUGGCCAAACCUUUGCAAGAGCAUCUCAGCUGCGCACGCAUUUCAAGCAUAAGCAUUCUACUCUCAAGGGGGAAGCCAAGUACGAGUGUGAUGAAUGCAACGCAACGUUCAGUCGAUCAAGCCAGCUUCUUCAGCACCGCCAGACCCAUAAGCCUUUUGACGUGACCAUCUGCAACCAAUGCAACAUACCUCUUAAUUCUUACGAUGAACUCAAGCUACACUACAAAAUGCACAGCAAAGCUCAUCAGUGUCAGGAGUGUGGCAUGACUUUCUCACAGAAAGUUUACCUCACGGUCCAUGCCCGCACACACAGUGGGGAGAAGCCCUUCAAGUGCAACUUAUGCUCAUCUUCUUUCAAGCAGCUGUCACAUCUCACAACCCAUAAGAGAACUCACACUCACGAACAGCCAUUUAUAUGCCCCUUCUGCCCUGCCCGAUUCUCACAGAGCAGCAGCUUGAAAAGGCACAAUCGCGUGCACACUGGCGAGAAGCCAUACACUUGCACCUUCUGCUCCUCAGCUUUCUCUGACAAGCGCAACCUGACACGCCACAUGAUGUCACAUAAAGGCAUUAAACCAUAUGAGUGCUCUCACUGCCAAGCCAAGUUCUCUCAGAAGAUCGACCUACAUCGACACAAUUUAUCGCAUUUAGGAGUAAAACCUUUCAAAUGUUCCAUUUGUAGCGUGUCGUUUAGCAGAAAGAAUAACUUGCUUUGGCAUGAACGCACUCACGACGAGAAAACAUCACUGCAGACUUGUGCUGCUUGCGGCAUCAGGUUCAGCAACGUGCGUGACCUGAAGAGGCAUUACAAGGAACACAAUCUCUCCAAAUCACUGUCUUGUAAAAUUUGUGGAGCAGUUGUGUCAUGUCGCUUCUCUCUCGUGCGACACAUGAAGACACACACGGACGUACGCUCAUUCGAGUGUUCCAUGUGUCCUGCCACCUUCAUGCAGGUGGGAACUCUCAAGAAACAUGAGAUGCGUCACACCGGCGAGAAGAAUUUCAAGUGCAAUAUUUGUGAUAAAGCAUUCUUCGAUGCGCGUUGUGUAAAGAGGCAUCGAGUGAUGGUGCAUGGUGAAGAAAGAUUCAUAAAAGGGGAAGAUGAUGAAGGUAUUGGGGGAAAUUCCCGCAACGAAGCUUUUACGACCGUAUAUGAUCAAAAACCUAUUGUUACCCCUACUUCUAAGAGCCCUGCUGUUCCUGCUGCCUCCCCAGGAGUUGCUCAGUUGUCUUCACCGAAAAAGGAGGUAGUUGUUGCCAAUGGCAUGAGUAACGGUAGCAGGAGCAUUACAGUGGAAGAAGCUAGUGGCACUGAGAAUCAAUUUGAAGCUGUUAUGGCUGUAGCUGAACAAACAGGAAGUGACGGAACUCCUACAUUGGUGUUCUCUCAAGCAGGGGAAGCUCCCAAAGCAUACAGACUUGCCGGGAAUUGUCAAAAUGAACAGAACCAUUUCAUUACCUUCUUGGAGGGCAAUCAAUGGCAAACCUGGUGUAUGUGCAAUCCCCAGAAUCUCCCACCGGAAAAUGCUACGCUCACGGACACGAAGCCUGUUAAUGUUGGCCAUGGAGGUAUACAAAAUGUAAUUCCUGGUACUAUUUUCUUCAAGAAUCCAUCUGCCUCUGACCUUCAAAAUUCAGAAAUCUCAGUUGAUCCAUUGGAAGGAAACUGUGCUACUCAAGUACUUAAUGUUAGCGGUUCUUCCAUUCAGGAUGCGCCGUCUUGUUUUGAAACUGAACAGGAGCCCCAAUUCAGCUAUACAACGGACAGGUUUCCUAAUCACGUUAUCGAAUCUGAAUCUAAUUCAGUAUACACCUUUACCCCGGACGGCGACUCGUAUUUGGUACAACCUGCGUCCAGUGACAUGGGUUGUGGUGAGGAUGGCGCCCAUGUGUCGGAUUUUCACCCUCCUGAGCUGAUGAGACAAGCCUGUGACGAAUCCCUGCUGUCACAUCUUGAAGACAACUCAAAGGAUACAAAACACGAAAUACAAUUUAAGGAUACAUAUAUAUCCAAUGAUUACAACCUUACGGUAAAAAACCCAACUACAGGUAAUAUUCACAUCUCGGGAAAGAUAAACGAGCGCGAUCCCUUGCAAAUAGUCCAGACCACUUCUGAAAGUAAUAUCGGCAGUAAACAGCGGAAAAAAUUUCAAUGCACCGUUUGCUACAGAUGGUUUUUCAGAAAAGUUCAUUUGACGAUCCAUAUGAGACGUCAUACCAAAGAAAAACCCUUUAAGUGUUCUAUUUGCUUUGCUAUGUUCACUCACAACAACACACUUGUGGCCCACAUGCGCUCACAUACUGGAGAAAAACCUUUCAAGUGCACAGUUUGCAAUGUAGGCUUUGCCCAAAAGAGCAACCUAACAGCUCACAUGAGGAUUCAUACAGGUGAAAAGCCCUACCGCUGUGACUUGUGCAAUAUGGGCUUUCGUCAAGCUAGUCAUCUGCCCACGCAUCGCAGAACACAUUCAAACGAGCGGCCUUAUGAAUGUUCCUUGUGUUUCAAACGCUUCACUCAGAACAGUGCAUUGAAAAGGCAUAUGAAGACCCACAGCCGCAGGAAGUCAAGCAGUCUUUCUUGUUCAAAGUGUCACGAGCGUUUCCAUAGUGAAGAAGAGCUCAAGGAGCAUUCCUUGUUGCAUGAAGAUGAAGUUUUUGCCUACACGUGUGCUGUUGAAAACUGUGGUGAAACGUAUGCUAGUAAAAAACUUUUUGACGACCAUAUCUCGUCCGCACAUUCGUGUCCAACCUCUGAUGUGACGACCAGUGACAUUAAUAUUAAAACAGUCUUAUCUCGCUCCACAAAGGCCAGUAACGAAAAUCAUAUAAGUUCCAGACAAGGUAAAAUUCGAACAAAGUCGUCCAAAUUUAAAGGUGGUGUUGGAAAAUCUUCAUCAAAUAACGUAGCAGGUAAGAAGAAAAGAAAACUUCAUGAUCUACCAGAAAUUGCAAGUAGUAAAGGCAGCUCGAGUUCUAGAGUUACGGUCCCGAGUCGAAGUAGUGAACGAAUUCGCACUGCGUCGUCUCGUCCAAAACCUACAAAAGACCCUGACUUUAUCACGGGCGAGUUUAUCAGCUUGAGUGAGGAAACUUUUGAGGAUCAAUCCUCUGAUUCCAGCAGCAACUCUCAUAAGAAAAUCACCACAGAUAAGACUAAAGUGGUCAACUUCAUGGGCGAAUGGUGCUUCUGUGAGGUGCCUCAUGGCGCGGAUGAGCCUCAUUCUAGCAACUGUCGACCUAUGGUCACGCAAACGGAACAACGGCAGGCAUUCACGGCUUCCGAUAUAUCAACAGAGAGUAUAACAGUCAGCAAAAAAGUGUUUAAUGUCAAUCAAGAAGAGUCUGGUUCUGAAUUUUAUGCCGUGGUUGAUGAGAAAGGCAACCUGAUGAAGACAUCUGUAACACAAAUUCUCAAUUCCAAUGAGGGAACAAAUGUUGGGGAGAUCAUAUCAGAAAAACAUCCAUCGAUCAUUGAGUCAUUACCAACCGUUAUCCCUAAUAUGAGUGAGAAUAACUCUGAGGAACUACAUAACUCUCUUCAAACAAGGGAAUCUAUAAUGCUGCAGACUUCAGCUGCAGGUAGCAUCGUGAGCGUACCCAAUGGGCUUACUGUCCACAGCGACGUUCAUACUGAUGAAACGAAAUCUCAAAAAACCUCAAACAGUAUCAGUUAUGAGCCCGGCAUUUCCAUACCUCAAAGCAUGGGGUCGAACAUCACAGAAAGCCAUCGACUGUUAGAAAUGACUCCUAUGGUGCCCUCGGGAGGCGUUCUGCAGUUGUUGGAUGACAGCAGAGUACAAAUCGUGGGAACUGUUGGCACGGACGGCAAGAUGCAACUCUUUGACCACAGCAACAUCCAAGUGGUGGACACCGUACAUAUCCGUGCCUUGGGCACAGUAACUUCGUCUGCAUCUACUUCUAUUGCAGGAGAAAAUCAAAUUAUGUCAUCGAGUUCGGGUCUCAGUGGAUCGUUUGACCGUGUUCAAUUGUACGACUGCAAUCAGGUCCAGAUAAUAAACAAUGGAAAUGAAAUGCGAAUUGUCAACAACAAUUGCAACAAUCAAGUGCAGAUAGUCAACAACGACUGUAAUAACCGAGUGCAGAUUGUCAACAACGACUGUAAUAACCGAGUGCAGAUUGUCAACAACGAUUGUAAUAACCAAGUGCAGAUUGUCAACAACGAUUGUAAUAACCGUGUGCAGAUUGUCAACAACGAUUUCAGCAACAGAUUGCAGAUCGUGAGCAGACAAAACUGCGAUGAUGCUGCAGGUAGCGCCGCGCUUGCUGGUCACAACGCUGGUGGCCGCCACAGCAGCGGGCUGCAGGUGCUGACAUGCUCAGACUCCACGCUCUACCUUGACGCCUCAGCAAUGAUUGUGGAUAAUCAAGAUGGCUCUGCCUACUCGAGCGUGCAGCAGGCGAUGCUGUCGGACGUCUCAGGACUGGAAGGAGGCAGUUUGGUCAUCAGGAGCUACGCGUGUCCUUUGUGCUCAGUUGUACACUCACAGUGGCGGCCGUUCAUAGCUCACGUCAAGGAGGUGCAUCCUCAGCAUCACAUGUGUUCCGUGUGCUACAAAGUCUUCAGUAAAUCGUCGGAGCUCAAAACUCAUUUUAGUGACAAACAUUCACUUACUAUCAGUACCGGGUCUGAGACUACAACCAAACUGGGUUGCUUUGAAUGCAACUUGCACUUCAAAGAUGAAUUCGACCUGUCCAAGCAUCUCAGCGACGCUCAUGCGACCCAGGAAACUGUAAGUGCAGAUGUGAAUGAGGCAGUUCCUGAUAAACGUCGAGCAGAAAGUACCACUCGACGAAGAAAAAUUCCCAUCAAGGGCAAAGGUCCCAAACGCUCGGAGCAAAUUACAUUGGUUCACCACAGUUUACCAGACACUGUGAUUUUGUCAGCCAAUAGUUUCAACGACCUUGGCUCGCAUGUAGUCAACAUCCACGGUCAAGACUCGAAUGGCUUGAGCUCAACGACUGUUCAUUCUAAUUCCUCGAUCUCUGGAGGUAUUUGUGUGAUAAACUCUAACCCUUCUGUUACUCUUAGUGCCGCUAGUGGGACAUCUAAAUCUAACUCUACAAUAUUCCCUAGUUCAAGUAAUACUUCCAAUGAUACAGAAAACGUAAGUGUGCGGUUUGGUUCUAUGGAAUCUUUCAACAUAGUUCCUGAAUCUACGCAAAAUGUCAAUUCAAUCAGUCAAGCUAACUCGGAUUCCUCAGCAGCAGUGAGAACUUCGUGCGACGGCGAGAAAAAGUUCAAUCGCGCUUCCCAUGCAAAGCGGCGUCAGAAAGCAGAGAAACACACUUGCAAAUUUUGCCUCGAAAAAUUCACUUCACAGUGCGACCUGGAGCGACACGUGCUCCAGCACACGGGCGUAAAGCCUCACGCAUGUGCCACUUGCGGUGCAUCCUUCACACGAAAGAGCAGCCUGAAUAACCACGAGAGAAUACAUUCCGGCAUCAAGCCAUACAUGUGUAGUGCGUGCAACAAGUCCUUCUCAUACAGAUACCAGUUUAACAAGCACCAGAGUACGGCGCACAGCAAUAAUUAAGCCUUAAUUGUCAUUUGUCCAUAAAGAAUUCACAUGUAUGAUGGAAACCAACAUGACCCUGACCGACUACCGGUAUCAAGAUGGAAAUUAUACGCGUGUUGUACUUUUAUGCUUAUGUUGAUGAUCAGAGUAUAAUGAUAAUGAGUAAAAUGAUCGUGCACCAUCUGAUCAAGGUACUUGUGUGCGGAUAAGUAAAUUUGUGAAGCACUAAACGUACCGGUACAUACAUUCCGUGAUUCACUACUGUUAUUCGUAAAGUUUGAAAAUAUGACUUAGAGUUCCAUCUCCAAUUUUGUUUUACGAGGUAAAUUGUAUCCAUAUACUCGUAUUUAUAUAUACCUAUAGAUCAUGUAAAUUCACGUUCAUUAUACUUGCUUCCUACUUUUAUUUUAGUUAUUUAUUUUCUAAUUAUUGGAUUUUAUUAACGUUUUCCUGCACGAUCUGCAUUUGGUGUAAAUGUAUAACUUCUUUCCAUGCACUCAAGGGCAGUGAUCUAAUUUAGCACAUGGGCCUCAACCUCGUUGUACACUUAAAACUAUUUAACAUUAUGUAAUGAUAACAAAAAGUAUAUAACAUGAAGUUUAGCUCGUGAUUUUUCUUUUAAAUUAAGUAGUUUCUAAUACUCGUAUCGAAAAUUUGGAGUACUUUAGCUGACUGUGUGCACAGCCUAUUGAUACUUAUUGGCUUGCUAAUAAUUACUGAUAUUUUUUAUUAGUGGAAUGCAAGUUUAGACACAGUGACAUUCCUUGAGUGUCUAACUCUGUGUAAGUUUAUAAGCACCUGUACCAAUGCUUUAAUUAUAGCCCCCAAACUUUAUUUUAUGUUCAUUUAUGGUAAAUUUAUGGUGACGUAUUGAAUAUAUUUAGGUAUAAUACAUGGUACAAUUUAAAUAUUAUUUAAGCAUUAAGGAAAAGUUGGCACUGUUGUUCGCAUACACGUCUAAGGAUGGAUGUAAGCGUUUGUUGUUACUACUAUUUCUUAUUUAUAAUAAAUAAUUCCUUUAUAGGACGAGUUAGACACCUCAUUUUAUGUGAAAUUUAAGGAAGAUAAGUUUAAGUGCGAUCUCUCUGAACUAAACCAUCUAUCUUGCUUAGAUCGCAAAGUAGUUCUCAUUAGUAAAAAGAAAGUGUUCCGAUUCUUUAAUCAUUUCCGUUGACUACCUCUUACUAUUUUAUUUAAAUCUUAUGAAUGAAACAUUUUCACUCCAAUUUGUUCCAAAGCCGAGCCUUGUUCGCUAUAUUUUAGACGUCAAUUAUAUACCGCUAGUUCUCUUAUCCUCCGCUUACUUUAAGUGAUGUCAACAAACUUGCGUGUAAAUCCGUCCUGUUUGACGCAUAGAUACUUAAAUUUCACUUAAUACCGUAGGUGCACGGUUCUCAAGUUGCUUAUAAUAAAUUACUUUCAAUGCUUUGGAUUGCUUUAUAUUAUAUAAAUGUUUGAUCUAGAGCCAACUUAUGCAUGACUUUGUUGCGCCUGUGUGAGUUUAAAAAGGCUAUAAUAAAUAAUGAUGUACAAUUGGGAGCAUUUAAUUCACUACGGUUUCUCCUAGUUUCAUGGUCUUUGACCGCAAUGAUGACCGUUUUGGUCCAAUUCAAAAUUGGGCUUCAUUCUAGUUUCUCUGAUUCACUAGUUGCAGCUUGAUAGUAAGUUAAACGGCUGUCGUUGCAGUUGCUGGUAUGAAUGACUUCUUUUCUUUGUUGGUUUGUCAUCAGAUAUUUCAAUUUCUCAUUUAAAGUAUUAAUUGCAACGGUUAUUCGGUAUUGAAUUAAUAAAGCUGGGUAUAAAUCUACAAUGUAAUGAAUUCUUUUUUAUAACAACUUGCAUGUAAUCCACGUAUUUGUUAUUUUGGUCGUGGCAAUUAACGCUGUUUGAUUGUUCCUGUUAUGAAUCGCUGAAAAGUAAAGCAUAGCAAAUUUUAUUUAU
This is a messenger RNA of Hyalella azteca, 8201 nucleotides long. RefSeq lists its product as uncharacterized. NCBI's taxonomy places the organism in Eukaryota, Metazoa, Arthropoda, Malacostraca, Amphipoda, Hyalellidae. Gene Ontology annotation, molecular function: RNA polymerase II cis-regulatory region sequence-specific DNA binding; DNA-binding transcription factor activity. Bases 243 to 6278 code for a protein of 2011 amino acids. The transcript has 4 exons. The record is from RefSeq and is a predicted model, not a curated record. Gene Ontology annotation, biological process: regulation of transcription by RNA polymerase II.